AUGGAAGAACCAAGUGAAGAAUUUAUAGAGAUGAUCGUAACUCUUGCAAAAGUGGAUCAGAUGAAACAACAAAAGAAUAGAGAUAUAGAUAUUGAUACAAAUAAUAACAACAACAAUAGUAGUAGAUUAAAAUCAGCAUCAAAACAACAAUACAAAGAGUAUGUUUUGGAUCAGCCCGAUAAAGUAGUAUCAUGGUUACUCUAUUUAAUUGUAAACGGUACUUACCCAACUAUUAAAGAUAAAUCAAUACAACUACUCGAUAGAUUGUUUGAAAAAGAAGAAGAAGAAGAAGAGGAUUAUGGAUUCAUAGAUGAAUUAUCAAAACCAAUAUUGGAUGCAGUAGAGUUUGAAACAGAAGAGUUACUCAACAACUUUUCAACGCUCCCUAGUAUUACAGAUACAUUUAAAUGUCAUUUGAUUAGUAUCAUUGAAUCGAUUGCAAACUAUAGAAUGAGACAACCUUUGGAUCAAGAUGAAGAAACGUACGCAACCGCUCAUGACAAUCUAUUAUUGAUACUCAAAAAAUCAAAUGGAAGUGUUUCAGGUGCUCGCAUCGAGUAUGCUUUACAGCAACUAAUGUAUCUUUACCUUGGACACAUAUGGAUCGAGGAUCAGACCCUACAGAAUAAUGACACUCUGAUCGAUGUGUUGGAUAGACAUUCACUUGGUGAUAGUGAAAAGGGGUUUGCAUACAAGAGCACAAAGAGAUUGAUAUAUGAUUUUAUAUUGGUCAUGGCAGAGACUGAACCGCACGGAUUCACUGAUAGUCACCUUGAAAGAAUCGUUACUCAUCUGUACGACUGGUUAAUCGACGUUAAAGAUGUUUCUUUAGAAGAGUGGACUCACUGUAACGACAAGAUUGACAUUGACACCAACUUUUUCAAUUUUCCAAACAAUGGAGGCCAAAAUGAUCAUGUAAUCCAAGAUGAUGAACAAGAAGAAGAAGAGGAAGAAAAUGCGGGUGACCUCAAAAAUGAUGACAGUGAAGUAACUAACACUCCAAAAUAUUCAAUAUUUGGAAAAUUUGCAAAAGUGUUUGGUCAACGUAUCGAAGGAUAUAUUUUCAAUCAAUUCAGCAUCUUGUCAACAUCUAAACAAUGGAAAGAUAGAUACGCAGCAAUGAUUAGUUUAUCACAAUCUUGUAAACAUAUUCCACAUCGUAUUGUACAACAAUUUCAAUUUAUUUUAAAAUUGGUAUUAAAAUGUACAGAUGAUGAAAAUAUGCGAGUUAGAUGGGCAUCAUUUCAAAGUUUAAUUCGAUUGUCAUUUGAUUUUAAUGAUAUGAUUAUCGAAUCAAGUGGAGAAAUAUUCAAAGUGAUUGGAAAAUCAAUUCAUGAUCCCAAUCAACGUAUUCAAAGUUGUUGUUGUGUAUUGAUUCAUACAAUGAUGGAACUGUUAAAAAAUGAUGAUAAUAUUGUUGACAAUAAUGUUUUGGAUGCAUUAUUGAGCUCAAUCGAAAUAUUACUUCAAUCAUCAAAAAUAUAUGUAGUUGAAAAUGCAUUAAUAUCAUUAAUGUCAGUGAUACAAAAUAUUGUAAAAGGAUUUAUACCUUAUUAUAAAAGAUUUAUACCAAUAUUAUUAUCAUUAUUGGAGAAACAUAAUGGAACAAGAGAAUCAAAGUUAUUAAGGAUUCGCACAAUCAAGACAUUUAUAAUGUGCUUUGUAGUGGUUGAUCUAAAGACAUUUUCAAAAGAUUAUCACAAAUUUAUGGCAUUUGUUAAAAAGAAUCACAAGUCAUUUGAUCUAAUCGUCUAUGUUUUCGAAGCAUUUGAUGUAUUAAUGAAAAUAUAUGGCAAGACAUUUAAAAUAUAUUUGCCAAUGAUUGUAAAGUUGGUCAUUACUACAUUUGAAACGCCAUUACCCAAUCAAUUAGAUGAUAUAACUCCGUCCGUAUCACAAGAAAUCACAAAGCUAAUGUCAACCCUCAAUAUUUUGUCCAAUAGAGUGUCUUUAUCAAAAGAUGGUUCCGUUUACCAACCGUUGACGCAAUUUGUACAUAGAUUGGUAGGUCCACUUUGCAAAUUGACAAUUAAUCCACUCUUUCCCAAACUCAGAAUCCAAUCUCUUGCCUGUUUACCUCUUUGUAUUGAACUUUUCAAGUUGCGUUAUGGUGAUCGUAGUGAAAAGACACUCGAGGCAUUUGGCAAGAUAUACGAAAUGGUAUUGUGUCAUCAAGAGACUGACCUUCGUGUUGCAGUGAUACGAAUGACAAUGUCAACAUAUCUCAUCAACGCAAUGGGUAAAGAUGCAAUGACAUUUGAUCAAGUACAGUCGACGCUGGACGCAUUCAACAGGAUGGAGAAAUGGACUGAAGAUAUUGAAAUUGCUGAAGACGAUGAUGACAGAGAUCAACAGGAGCUAAUCGAAACCUCUGGAUACGCACUGGUAGCCAUCUAUGGGAUGAUUUCUGUGAUGAUAGAGUACAAUGGAGCUAUAUCGGCACCACUCAUCACAUCUAAUUUUUUGACCAAGAUUUGCAACAAGUUGCGAAAUGAUCAAGAAGCCGAUGUCAUCAAGGUAGUUCUCCUCAACUUUUUGGCUCAUUUCUGCCAGUAUGGUGGUGAUUCAGCCAUCAACGCAUUCCCACAGAUUAUACCAACCAUUAUCGAUUGUCUGCAACUUACAGGUAUAACAACUAUACGAAACGCUUCGAUUGCACUUGGUGCCGCAGCACAGAUUUCCAAGGAUAGGUUCUCACCUUGGGUCAUAGACACGUUAGAUGGUUUUGAUAACAUUAUAUAUGCACCAGAUAUGUAUCCAGGAAACAAAGAUUCUAUGCAACAUAUCAUCGCUAGUAUGGGAAAAAUAAUCCGAUACGUGCCAUACACUUCAGCAAACAACCUAGUCACCUUUAUUCCAGAAUGGUUGAACCACCCUAUCAUCUCUAAAAUCGAGGAUCAGAGUGCCAUUGUGAUUGUCAUUGAUACCCUAUGUACCAUUAUACCUCUCUACCCCAAAGAUUGUCUAGGCGAACAAUACCAACAGGUUGUCAGAAUACACCAAAUCAUCCAACACUAUUUGAAAAUUAGUCAACAACCAGAAGAGAUACAACGACUCGAACAAACAUGGUUAUUUAUCAAAGAUACAUUUGAUGAGAAUUGGAAUUCUAUUCCAGAAGUAACUAGAGAUAGAAUAUCAAAAUUAGAAUUAGAAACUCUUUCAAAUUUAAAUUGA
Molecule: messenger RNA, 3174 nt
Organism: Cavenderia fasciculata
Lineage: Eukaryota; Evosea; Eumycetozoa; Acytosteliales; Cavenderiaceae
Exons: 4
Coding region: 1-3174 (1057 amino acids)
Biological process (GO): protein import into nucleus
Cellular component (GO): cytoplasm; nucleus
Molecular function (GO): nuclear import signal receptor activity
Source: RefSeq, a predicted model, not a curated record